This is a messenger RNA of Vicia faba (fava bean), 1395 nucleotides long. The record is from the annotation of a GenBank genome assembly. Lineage: Eukaryota; Viridiplantae; Streptophyta; Magnoliopsida; Fabales; Fabaceae.
AUGGGUGACGGCAACCGUUCGAACAGCAACAAACCAGAGUGGCUUCAGCAGUACGAUCUGAUCGGGAAGAUCGGAGAAGGAACCUACGGUCUCGUCUUCCUCGCUCGAAUCAAGUCCGCCACCAACCGCGGAAAAUCCAUCGCCAUCAAGAAAUUCAAGCAAUCUAAAGAUGGCGAUGGUGUCUCUCCCACCGCCAUUCGUGAAAUCAUGUUGCUGAGGGAGAUCACUCAUGAAAAUGUAGUGAAGCUUGUGAAUGUUCACAUCAAUCAGACAGACAUGUCUCUGUAUCUAGCCUUUGAUUAUGCUGAACAUGACCUUUAUGAAAUAAUCAGACAUCAUAGAGACAAGGUCAACCAAGCUAUUAACCAGUACACUGUUAAAUCGAUACUAUGGCAGUUGCUCAAUGGACUGAACUAUCUGCACAGUAAUUGGAUAAUACAUCGAGAUUUGAAGCCAUCGAAUAUACUGGUUAUGGGUGAUGGGGAGGAACAUGGAGUUGUUAAAGUUGCUGACUUUGGGCUUGCAAGGAUAUAUCAAGCCCCUCUGAAGCCAUUAUCUGAAAAUGGGGUUGUUGUAACCAUUUGGUAUCGUGCUCCCGAGUUGCUUCUUGGAGCAAAACAUUAUACCAGUGCUGUUGAUACGUGGGCUGUGGGAUGCAUUUUUGCUGAGUUGUUGACCUUGAAGCCACUGUUUCAAGGUGCAGAAGUCAAAGCUACACCAAAUCCUUUUCAGCUUGAUCAACUUGACAAGAUAUUCAAGGUUUUAGGCCAUCCCACAUCAGAAAAAUGGCCUUCCUUACAACACCUUCCCCAUUGGCAACAGGAUACACAACAUAUACAAGGACACAAAUACGACAAUGCUAAUCUCUAUAGUGUUGUACACCUAUCUCCAAAAAGUCCUGCAUAUGACCUUUUGUCAAAGAUGCUUGAAUAUGAUCCUAAAAGGCGUAUAACAGCAGCACAAGCUUUGGAGCAUGAGUAUUUCAAAAUGGAACCACAGCCUGGGCGGAAUGCACUUGUACCAUGCCAACCUGGAGAGCCAUUUGUGAAUUAUCCCACACGUCCAGUGGACACAACGACAGAUUUUGAAGGGACAACUAACAUGCAGCAAUCACAGCCGGUUUCGUCUGGAGCUGCUAUUGCUGGAAACAUGCCUGGUGGUCAUGUAUCUAAUAGACCUGUCCCUCGACCAAUGAAUGUUGGUAUGCAAAGAAUGCAUCAGCUGCAAGCUUAUAACCUCCCAUCCCAGCCAGGGAUGGGUAGUGGAAUUAAUCCUGCUGGCAUCCCAAUGCAACGAGGUGUUCCGCAACAGGCCCAUCAGCAGCAACAGAUGAGGAGAAAAGACCAAAUGGGAAUGCCAGGAUACCCUCCGCAGCAGAAACCAAGACGUAUGUAA